Messenger RNA from Mycena citricolor, 436 nucleotides. NCBI's taxonomy places the organism in Eukaryota, Fungi, Basidiomycota, Agaricomycetes, Agaricales, Mycenaceae. The record is from the annotation of a GenBank genome assembly.
GUAUAUGGCAUAGCCCUUGCUGUCAGUCUAGACGUUCAUUUCAACAUCUACGAACUGGGUUUUCGCCGGGUCAAUGAUACUCAAUACCAAGCGCAUCUUUUUCUUGAGCAAGAUGAUCUUCUGGGAAGCUUCGACCUCAUGGGACACUCGACCCCCAUCUCCUCGAGCCUGCCCCUGCUUCACGGGCACAUGAUUACCCCACCCCCAGUCCUGGCGACUGCCUUUCCUCAACCUGAUCCCGGCCUGUUCCGAUGGCAUUAUCUCCAGUGUGUCAGCAGGAAGUUUGGAGCACGCGAGUACAAGGAACAGAUUCUUAAUAUCGCGUUCUCCGCAAACCCUUUUCGCACCAGGGACGACGACGACGACGACUAUCGCAACGACGACUCGGAUGAUGGACUGAAUUUGUGGCCCACGGCCCUGUUUGAUCUGGGGUGAA